This is a messenger RNA of Plasmodium berghei ANKA, 2904 nucleotides long. Its product is annotated as PP-loop family protein, putative. The record is from RefSeq and is a predicted model, not a curated record. Bases 1 to 2904 code for a protein of 967 amino acids. Gene Ontology annotation, biological process: tRNA processing. Gene Ontology annotation, molecular function: ATP binding; ligase activity, forming carbon-nitrogen bonds. Lineage: Eukaryota; Apicomplexa; Aconoidasida; Haemosporida; Plasmodiidae. The transcript has a single exon.
AUGCAUUUAAUCCAAAUUUUAUCUAUUUUAUGGAUUUACUGGAAUUAUAUAAGAAGCUUAAAAAUACAAAAAGAUGGAUAUAAACAUAUUCAUACAUUUUUAAAUCCAUGGAUUUCAAAAAAAAAAAUAAAAAUAAAGAAUCCUAAACAUGAUGUCUAUUUAAAAACAGAGAAAAAUAUUUAUGAAAUAAUUUUCAAUAAAGAUGAAAAAUUAUCAAAAGAUAUAUUAAAUAAAAAAAAAAAAAAAAAAAUAAUACUUAAUGGAUAUAAUAAGGAACAAAACAAAGUUAAUAAUAUCUUUAAAGAAUGGAAAACACAUAAUGAAAUAUUUUUAAAAAAAUUUUGCUCAUUUAUAAAUAUAGAAAAUGAUAUAAAAAACAAAGAAUUACAAAAUGUAACAAAAUAUAAUUCAUUGUUAUUCACAAAAUGGGAAAAUCCUAAAAAUACUUUCAAUAUGUAUAGUAAUACAUAUAAAGAUCAAGAAAUAAAAGAAAAAAAUAAUUUAAUAGAUGAAAUAAUACAACAGGUUGAAAUUUAUUGGAUAUCUAUUUUAAAAAAUCGAUACUUUUUUUAUUUUUUAAAAAAAAAAAAAUAUAUAAUUUUCAGCGUAAGUGCAGGGGUAGAUUCAUUGGCUCUUUUGUAUUCAUUUAUUUUUACAAUUUACAAAAUAAUAAUAAUAAUAUUAUAUAAAGACAAUUUAAAUUAUUUAGAUAUUUUAGACAAAAUAAAAAAUAUAUAUUUUUAUAAACAUGAAAAUAUAUAUAAUCUUAUUCAGGAAAAAAUAGCAAAACUAAAUCAUAUUUGUAAUAAUAAUUCAGAAUGUUUUUGGAUAAAUAAAAUAUAUUUUUUCCUUGGCAUUUUAAAUAAAAUAACAGUUUUAUAUUGUGAUCAUAAAACCAGAAUUGAAUGUACCCAAGAAAAAAAAUUUUUAAAACAUAUUUGUAAAUUAUAUAACUUAAAAUUUGCUACUAAAAUUUUAACAAAAAAUAAUAUUAUGAAAACUAAGGAUAGAAAUAUAUUUGAUAAUAAUAAUUUUAAAAAAUCAAAAUCACAAAAUAAUUUUUUAUUAAUAUCUAGAUUAUGGAGACAAAAUUCAUACAUUGAAUUGACAAAUAAAAUUCUUAAACAAGAAAUAAAAGAACUUAUAAAUGAAAAAAAAAAACAUUCUAUUUGUGAUUUUAAAAAAGGAACAAAUUAUAAAUAUAGUGAAUAUUUAAAUGAUAUAAAUAUAUAUCUUAAAAAAUUGUAUAAAAAAAAUGUGUGUAAUAUUUUAUUAAAAAAUUAUAAAAAAUUUCCUAAAUAUUUUUCAGAUUUUUUUUUUAAAAAAACAGAAUUUCUCAAAAAUAGUAAAAAAAUAAAAUCUAUUAUAUUUCUAGGGCAUCAUCAAAAUGAUAAUAAUGAAACAAUGUUAUUUCAUUUUUUUAGAGGAAUAUAUAUUAAAAAUUUAAAAGGAAUAAAUUUUUUAACUUAUUUUAAAAAUUGUUUAUUGUAUAGACCAUUUAUUAAAUUAAAUAAAAUACAAAUUUACAAUUAUAUGUAUGCAAUUAAAAAAAAAUGGAAAUAUGACAUAUCAAAUCAAAAGUUAUAUAUUUCACGAAAUUUUAUUAGAAAUAUUUUAAUACCAAAUAUUUCUCUUAUAUUUGAAAAAAAUAAAAAAAUAAAAAAAGAUAAUGAAAAUAUUACCAAAACAACUAUACACACAAAAUUUGAAAAAAAUGAGGAAUUGGAAAAUGCAAAGAUAUAUGCUUAUUCCUCGUUAAAUAAAAGACUAACAAAUUUAUCAUCACAAAUAAAAAACUUAGAUAAACAUUUAGAAUUUCAUAAUAAUAUAUUUUAUAUUUAUCUAAAGAAUAAAUAUUAUAUUUCAGAUAAUAUAAAAAUAAAGACAAAUAAUUUUUUUAUUAUCGAAUAUAUGAAAAUGCAAAAUAAUUUAUAUAAACAUUUUUUUUUUAAUACAAAUGUUAAUAAUAUAAUAAAAAUUAAUAAAUUAUUAUAUAAAAAUAAUAUUUUUUUAAAAAUUUUCAAUUUUUAUGAAUUUUUAAUUCUUUCAUCAAAAUUAGCUAGAAUUGAAGCCCUAUAUAACAUUAUAAAAAGUUAUGUUAAAACGAAUUUAAAUUAUUCUAUUAUUGAUCAAAUAUAUAAUGAAUUGUUUUUAUUUGCAAUUAACAAUUUAAGAGAUCAACAUUUGCAGAAACAUAUAACAUAUAAGAAUAUUAAUUUAUCAAAUAAAAUUGAAAAUGAUAUUAAUAUUAUAUUAAAUAAUAAAACAAAUACUAGGCCCAAUGUCGAAAUAAGCAAACGAACAGAUUUUGAAACAAGCCCAACAAAUAUAUUUUAUAAAAAACUAAAAAUGAUAAAUAUAAAUGGGAAAAGUAAAAUUGUUGUAAAUAAUAACUUGUUUUGUAUUAUCAAUAACCAUACUGACGAUGUUUCAAAUCCAAAUUCAAUACAACGAUAUAAAGACAAAAGUUCGAAUGUAUUCAUUCAUGAUAAUAUUUCAGCAAAAGUGAAAAGAAUAAAUAAAAAAAGUUUUGAUAUUCAAAAAACCAAAACAAAAAAUGCUUAUUUAUUUAUUAAAAAACGAAAAAAAAAAAAAAAAGAAAAAUUUAAUAUACACAUUCGUUACCUAAAAAAAAACGAUUUAAUUAUUAAUGAUAACCAAAAAAAUAAAUAUAUGAAAGCUACAAAAUUUUUAUUAAAACAUCAUAUUCCUUAUAUUUAUAAAUACUUUUUGCCAAUUGUUGAAAUAACAAAUUUUAAAAAAAGUGGUAUUCUUUUUUUCUUUUUAUUUGGUAAAUUAGCAAAUGAUAAAUUUGCAUUGCGUUAUUCAAUUAAAAAAAAAAAACUUCAAAAUAAUUUUAUAUAUUCCAUAAAAUUUAAAAAUAAUGAUGAUUCUUUUAUAUAG